Echinococcus granulosus is the source of this 189-nucleotide messenger RNA. RefSeq lists its product as hypothetical. The record is from RefSeq and is a predicted model, not a curated record. The transcript has 2 exons. Lineage: Eukaryota; Metazoa; Platyhelminthes; Cestoda; Cyclophyllidea; Taeniidae. Bases 1 to 189 code for a protein of 62 amino acids.
AUGGCUGCAAACACUGCUCCUCCACAUUCUUCUCAUGUCAAACCGCAGGUGCACAGCGUAGUCGCUGGGCCUGUCCAUACACCACUAACUCCUUCUCGUCUCCUCUCUCUCUGCAUGUCAGAGAAGGCAAUUGGCAACUGGUGGGUUGUCUUUGAUAAGGUAACACUUGAGCAAGUGUCUCACUGGUGA